GUUUACCAAUGCACGAUCGCCUCGUGCGACAAGAAAUUCACCCGGAAGUUCAACCUGCAAACACACCUGAAAACCCACAACCCGUGCCGAGCACGACUCUUCAAGUGCCACGACUGCCCGAAGGACUUCCUCCGAGCGCACGAUCUCGAACGCCACGCAUUGGUACACGAUGCCAUCAAGCCCUACGGAUGCCCCGACCCGGACUGUGACAAGCGAUUCACGCGCUCGGAUGCGCUGCGCCGGCAUCUGAAGACG
Molecule: messenger RNA, 255 nt
Organism: Fimicolochytrium jonesii
Lineage: Eukaryota; Fungi; Chytridiomycota; Chytridiomycetes; Spizellomycetales; Powellomycetaceae
Exons: 1
Biological process (GO): regulation of transcription by RNA polymerase II
Cellular component (GO): nucleus
Molecular function (GO): DNA-binding transcription factor activity, RNA polymerase II-specific; RNA polymerase II cis-regulatory region sequence-specific DNA binding
Source: RefSeq, a predicted model, not a curated record